UUUAUUCCACUCUGACGGACGGUUGGCGUGAUUCACGUCCAGGAUUUCCUUCCCUGGAUGUCGCUCGCAAUCCCGGGCACAGCUGCUCGAAACGAAACCCUGCUGGACAAAAUGGGGCUUACGCCCGAGCAAACACGUGUGUGGGGAUCGCACGGUCUCCCCCCUUCGGCACAGAGGACGCGCUGAUCGCAGAUGGCUUCCUUGGGGGAAAGUUUUCCCAACCCCUUUGCCUCCGCGGCUCUGCUCCGGGAGGGAGGGGAGAGGGUGGUCACCCACCCCCGGGGAGGUGGAGAUGAUGUCGACGUGUAAAGCACACGCUCAGACACGCGGCUUCUUGGCCCGCCAGUCCUCCCAUCUCAGCCUUGAAGUCUCCCUGGAAGGGAGGAGGAAAAGGGGGCGGAGGGCCUUCCCGAGGCGUGGCCGAAGAGGCGAGGGGCGGGGACGGUCUGGGGCCCCUUUGUUCGGACGGGCGGGAGAAGAGCAAUUGCAGCCGGGCGGGAGUCUUUGUGAGGUCUGCUGGACGAUCACAUAAUCCUGCUCAGGUUGAAUCAGGAAGGCCCCAUUCUGAAUGCACGUGCGUGCACACUGCCCUGAUACUCCCGCCCAGAACAAAAUUCAUUCCGCACAACGUUGAAAAAAACUAGAGAGAACACUGGUUGUGGUAUGUGUGUGUACGAGGAGGCCUGUGCUGAGCCAAGAUGAGCUGGAGUUUCUUGACGCGCCUCCUUGAGGAGAUCAACCAGCACUCGACCUUUGUGGGAAAGGUGUGGUUGACUGUACUGAUUGUCUUCCGCAUUGUGUUGACUGCUGUGGGGGGCGAGUCCAUCUAUUACGAUGAACAGAGCAAGUUUGUGUGCAAUACAGGGCAGCCAGGCUGUGAGAAUGUCUGCUACGAUGCCUAUGCACCCCUCUCGCAUGUCCGUUACUGGAUUUUCCAGAUCAUUAUGAUAGCCACCCCCUCAGUAAUGUACCUGGGCUUUGCACUGCACAGACUCUCACGCCAGCCCCCUCGAAGAAGCCGAGCACCCGUUGUGCAUCGCGGUGCUGUCCGCGACUAUGAGGAGAAAGAGGACAAUGGUGAGGAAGACCCCAUGAUCUUUGAAGAGACAGAGUCAGAGAAAGAGGUGAAGGACUCCCAGUGCCAGAAACAUGAUGGCCGCAGGCGCAUUAAGAACGAUGGGCUGAUGACAGCAUAUGUGCUGCAGCUGCUGUGCCGUUUGGCAUUUGAGGUGGGCUUUCUGGGGGGCCAGUAUGUAUUGUACCGCUUUGAGGUUAACCCAUCGUACGUGUGCAGCCGCAGCCCCUGCCCCCACACUGUUGACUGCUUUGUUUCCCGUCCCACUGAGAAAACAAUCUUCCUCCUCAUCAUGUAUGCUGUGAGUGCCCUUUGCCUGGUGCUCAAUAUCUGUGAGCUGUUCCACCUGGGCAUUGGUGGGAUCCGGGAUGCAUUCCGUAGCUCUGAUAAGGUUGAUGGCAUUCCACCCAGGCCCCAUUAUGCCCGGAAGGAUCCCAGUGCACCGCCUACCUACCAUUCCCUCAAAAAGGAGUCCUCAAAGAACCAACUUGCCAAGCACAAGCUGGCCUAUGGUGGAGGUAGCUUGGCUGGCGUGGCAGCUGAGCACUAUGCUGUUGCAUCCGGCCUCCCAAGCCAUGAGCUGGAGCGACUGCGCAAGCACCUUAGGAUGGCACAGGAACACCUAGAAAUGGCCUUCCACCUGCAGCCGGAGGACACUGCCAGUGCCUCACGCAGCAGCAGCCCUGAGUCCAAUGGGUUGGCCGCAGAACAGAACCGCCUCAACUUGGCCCAUGAGAAAGAAGGUGCCGCCUGUGAGCGAACUACUGGUCUCUGAAGCACUGGGCCUCACUGGACAGCUGUGCCGAUGACAACAGGAAGUGUCUAUGGAGAAUUGGCAGCAUGAAUGUCUGCUUCUAGCUUGAAAUUUGGAAACGUCCUGACAGAGUGGGUGGAGGGAUGAGGAUGAGCUCUGAUGUUUGUUGGGUUGAGGGCAAGGUGAUGAGCCUCUACAUUCCUGCGCCUGAGGGUGGGAGGCUGUAGUGGGGCACCUUCAGAGCCAACUCCUUCAUAUGUGUAUGUGAGUGUAUGUCUUUUUUUUAAGGGUCUCAAAGGGAAACUUAUUUUUUUACUUUUAUACAUUUUGUAGAGGUACUAUUUUGUCCCUUUUCUAUACCAGCUGUCUCUGGUUUUGUUUAGGAAACUAUCUAGCAGCCUCUUCCCCCAUUUCCUGUUAGUGUUUACUGUAUAUGCGGGGCAGGAGAUUGAAGAACAAGAAGCCCACAACUUUCCUGGUUUAUAUACUUGAGCAGGCACAACCUGGCCUUUGCUUCUUUCUUUGCCUUGUCCCUGAUCCUGGAAUAUGGAGACGAUUGAUGGUUGGGCCAAAGAUAAUUCAGCUACAUUCCCAGAUGCCCGCUCCUAGGCAGCAUCGACCUUCGUGCCCUGUAUGGGUGCCUGUGCUGGGUCCCCCCCGCCAUUGCAAUGGGACCACAGUCACGUUUUGAUCAUCUCAGCGAUUGACAAACCAUGUGUUUGUAUUUUUGUCUUUUUUAAAUAACUUGCUGGAAUAGUUAUGAAGUUGUUUUGCUAUUUUAUAUGUAUAUUUUAUAUAUAUAUUUGGUAUAAAAAAAAAUCAGGAGAUUGUUUUAUAGGAA
Hemicordylus capensis (graceful crag lizard) is the source of this 2670-nucleotide messenger RNA. RefSeq names its product gap junction gamma-1 protein-like. The transcript has 4 exons. Gene Ontology annotation, biological process: cell communication. The record is from RefSeq and is a predicted model, not a curated record. The coding region runs from base 699 to 1850 and encodes 383 amino acids. Gene Ontology annotation, cellular component: connexin complex. NCBI's taxonomy places the organism in Eukaryota, Metazoa, Chordata, Lepidosauria, Squamata, Cordylidae.